This is a messenger RNA of Dovyalis caffra, 783 nucleotides long. The record is from the annotation of a GenBank genome assembly. NCBI's taxonomy places the organism in Eukaryota, Viridiplantae, Streptophyta, Magnoliopsida, Malpighiales, Salicaceae.
AUGGAAGCUAGUUCCACCAUUGGUAAAAAUUGGAGUCUUUGCGUAUUUGCCAGCUUCAUUGGUUGCGUUGCACUAAUCAUUUUUCUAAAUGAUGGUCAGAACAGAGUUAAACAUUCAUCACUUCGUAAUGUUGGUAUAUCGAUAUUAGUGCCCAAUCUCACAUCUAGUGAGCUCUUAGGAAGCAGGAACUUGAUCAAGAAUGAGCACACAUACUUGAUCAAGAAUGACUUGAACCCUAUGAAAGUGGAAGAAGUGCAGUGCAAUAUAUUUGAUGGAAAAUGGGUUUACGAGCCUGAGGGAGGUCCUCAAUAUACUGCAGUGAAAUGUCCGUUUCUCAGUGAACAGGUAAGUUGCCAAAGGAAUGGAAGGCCAGAUUUUGAAUAUGAGAAAUGGAGCUGGGAAGCCAAAAACUGUGACAUUCCAAGGUUUAACGGCAUAGACAUGUUGGAGAGACUUAGAGGAAAGAGGGUGAUAAUAGUAGGAGAUUCCCUCAACAGAAACCAAUGGGAAUCUCUAGCUUGCCUUCUUUAUUCUGCCAUACCUCCGUCUCGAGCUCUUGUUGAUGUUCGAAGCGGCGUCUAUAAGGUCUUCAAAGCGAAGGACUAUAAUUGCUCUGUGGAGUUUUACUGGAGCCCAUUUUUAGUGCAACUAAAGCAAGAAAAUGGGAGCAGAAUUCUAAGCCUUGACAAAAUGUCACCCUUAGCCCAGAAGUGGCGAGGAGCUGAUGUCAUGGUAUUCAACACUGGCCAUUGGUGGGUUCACAGUGGGAAGUUGAAGUCGUAA